Molecule: messenger RNA, 778 nt
Organism: Sinocyclocheilus rhinocerous
Lineage: Eukaryota; Metazoa; Chordata; Actinopteri; Cypriniformes; Cyprinidae
Product: mitochondrial import receptor subunit TOM20 homolog B
Exons: 5
Coding region: 111-551 (146 amino acids)
Biological process (GO): intracellular protein transport; protein targeting; tRNA import into mitochondrion
Cellular component (GO): mitochondrial outer membrane translocase complex
Molecular function (GO): transmembrane protein transporter activity
Source: RefSeq, a predicted model, not a curated record
UAUGACGUCACUGGGGUCUUUCCUCGUGCGGCUCCGUGAGGGUCAUGCAGUCGGGCUGAUCUCUGCUGUUAUUAUUAUUAUUAUUAUUAUUUGAUAUCGUGUCUCUCGUCAUGAUGGGCGGCAGCAGCAGCAGGAUCGCGGCUGGUUUGGGCGCGGCGCUGUUCGUCGGUUACUGCAUUUAUUUCGACAGAAAGAGACGGAGUGACCCGAACUACAAGAACAAACUACGAGAACGAAGAAAAAAGCAGAAGGCGGUUCAGGAGACAGCUGGAUUAUCAAGGUUACCAGACCUGAAAGACGCCGAAGCCGUUCAGAAGUUCUUCCUCGAGGAGAUUCAGCUGGGAGAAGAGCUGCUGGCGCAGGGUGACUAUGAGAAAGGCGUGGAUCAUCUGACGAAUGCGAUCGCUGUGUGCGGUCAGCCGCAGCAGCUCCUGCAGGUCCUGCAGCAAACGCUUCCUCCUCCAGUCUUCCAGAUGCUCCUCACUAAACUGCCCACCAUCAGCCAGCGUAUCGUGAGCGCUCAGAGCAUCAGUGACGACGACAUCGAGUAGAAGACCUCCAGCAGCUCUGUGACAUCACUUCCUGUCUGCUUCGCAUCAGUCAAUCGCUCUGUCCCGCCCCUUUCCAUCCAGUUCUCAAACACUGAACGCACUUAUUCGGACUUAAAGAAGCGUUUGGGAUCAAACGUCAUAGAGUUUUGUUUUGAAUCUGAGCUUCUGAGUUUGUCCUGUUGAAGUUGACGUGAGUUUUAGUGUAUUUUAAUGACAGAAAACAAACC